CGUGUACAAAAUUUAGCAAAGUUUCAACAGCGAAGGAUUACAAGAUUAACAAAAGAUGGUGUCUUGGUAAAAGAUCAAUCCUGUGACAUCUGCACACAUAAAUUAAAGAACAUUUCCACUGACUAAGUUUUUGAUACAAGUUUCCGUCGAGACGAGACCUCAAUUCAUCAAACGUUGCUCACGGUCAAUGCUAUUAUAGAAAUGCAGCAACUAAAAAGGCGCGGCCGUCUUCCACCUAACGGCGGGCGCAUUUGCCGCUGUUCAGCCUCCACGAGGCGAGCGGUGAGCUAAGCCACGUAGGGUAUGCGCACCACCACAAUCGUUAUUCGUUAGAAUCCAUCUUGGCUGUUGGCUGGCAGUCCAGCAGCCAGCAGCAGCCAGAGAACCGGAGGCCGCCGAACGACCGAGAAGCCAUGAUGAUGAGGCGUUGGUGCCGGGCCGUCGUUUCAGGUUCAGUUUCUGCGUGUGGUCAUAAGGAAUGGAUGAGCCGAACUGCGGUUUCCUUCUUCUGCACGCAGCCUCCUCCUCUUCCUGCUAAAUCGCCGCCUUCUCCUGCUGUGAAUUGCACCGCUACCCGUCCACUUUUUCUCUACAGAACAUUGGUCAAAGAGGGGAAGUUACAAUAUGAUGCUAACCAGGAAUCUGUAGCGGCAGAACUGGAGGGGUUACUUAGCAAGUUGGAGCAAUAUGAGACGGAUAUGAGAGCAUAUCAUGUAGUGUUGGCAGAAUGGGAGAGGCAGAGAGAUGAGGAGCGGCGGACAUUGUUAAUGAAAGAAGCCGAAGCUAAACAACAAAGUGGUAUAUGGAGUACCAAGCGAACUGCAACCAUCAACAAGUGGCUUUUGCGGAGACAUGGGAAUGUGGAGCCAGGAGCUGGGAAGAUGGUCUCCUAUCUUAACAGAGAAAAAAAGUUAGACUCUAUAGUUGGCCGUCGUCCAGUUGCACCUCCAGCUCCCAAGGGUAUAUACAUAUAUGGAAAUGUUGGAACUGGAAAGACAAUGCUGAUGGACAUGUUUUAUAAUGCCACCAAAGGCAUUGUUGAACAUCGAAGAAGGUUUCACUUCCAUGAGGCAAUGCUUGAAAUUCAUCAACAUAUGCACAAAGUUUGGAAAAAGCAAGAAGAGGAGAGGUCAGUGUGGUCAGGUUUCUCCAAUUGGAUAAGAAAUUUGCCCUUUGAUGCUGGGGUAAAGGAAUGGUUGGCUGCUGAAGAAAGAUAUCAGAAAGAAUUGCAAUUACAAAAUAUUCUUCCAGCUGUAGCAGACAAAUUUCUUGUUGACAAAGAAGCAGGUCAGCGGGGUGCAACUAUUCUUUGUUUUGAUGAAAUACAGACAGUUGAUGUGUUCGCAAUUGUCGCCUUAUCUGGAAUUAUGAACAGAUUGCUUAGUACUGGAACUAUUCUUGUUGCCACAAGCAAUAGAGCACCAGGGGAUCUAAACCAGGACGGCAUGCAGAAGGAGAUUUUCUUAACACUUCUCUCCAAGUUGGAGGAACAUUGCCAAACCAUCUUGGUUGGCAGUGAGACUGAUUAUCGUCGCAUUCUCGCAAAGGACACGGAUGCUCAGGUUCACUACUUUUGGCCAUUAGAAAGUCAUUCGCUGAAAGAAUUUGAAAAAAUGUGGAAAGAUGUCAUUGACAGAGUAGGAGGAGGAAAUACUACUUGUACAAUUCCAGUCAUGUUUGGAAGAUCAUUGGCUGUCCCUGAAAGCUGUCAUGGUGUAGCAAGGUUCACCUUCGACUAUCUUUGUGGCCAGCCGGUGGGGGCACCAGAUUACAUAGCAAUAGCAAAGAACUAUCACACCAUUUUUAUAUCUGACAUUCCCUCAAUGAGUAUGCGCAUUAGAGACAAGGCUAGAAGAUUUAUCACGCUCAUUGAUGAGUUGUACAACCACCGUUGCUGCCUAAUUUGUAGUGCUGCUGCUUCAAUUGAUGAUCUGUUUCAGGGAACUGAUGAAGGAACACUGUUUGACUUAGAAAGCUUCCAGUUUGAGACUGAAACAGAAGGAGGGAAACUUCGCCGGGAUGUACUGGCAGAAGGAGGUACAGGUGGAAGCUUGGCUCCUACUGGGAUUGCUUCACUUCUAUCUGGAGAAGAAGAGAUGUUUGCAUUCCGACGAGCAAUAUCACGGUUGGUAGAGAUGCAGACGCCUAUAUAUAUCCAAGGAGUUAGGCAUCAUCCUUACUUCCUGCUCAAUCCUCAAGUGCCUUUUCCUUAUUAAAUUUCAAUUUUAAUAUUUGAAGUUAUUUUUUGACCGGCAAUUAAGCAUCCCAUGAGGGAUCUGCCUGACGUCAGUUUUCAAUGGAAAAAAGAAGAAGACCAUGCUACUGUCUAGUGAAGUUGCUGCUGAUGUCUCUCUCUCUCUCAUAUACACAUACACAAUCAUGCAUACGUUUGAACGGAUCUAUGCACUAAUUAUUCUAUCCGCCUCCACGUGUAUUGAGGAAGCUUUGUUUAUCAUGUCAGUUGGUCUCGUCACUUUCAAUGUACUAUAAUAUUCAUGACAAAUCUCAACAUCAUAUCUUGUAGGUGUUGGGAGAGCAGAGGAGUAUUUCCUUCUACUGCCCAACAGUGGGCCAAAGCCCUCACGCCUUCCUUUAUCUUCUUAGGGUCUUGACAUGCUUUUGAUGCUUCAGAAAAAGUUGUUGUUAUGGUUCAAUUUGUAUAUCGGUACUCUCUUUUUUCAGCACAAGGAGUUGGCGCGUAAGGAAUUCAAAAAGAAACUGGCCGCCCCUGUCCCGCCCGCUCAAUGUGCCUUGGAGAUAUCAUAUCAUGUAUAGUGGGGAUGCUAAAGGUGCAAGGGUAUUUAUUGGACUCAGCUUUAGCACAUGAAGGUUAAAAUAUUGUAUUGUUGAGUAUCUAAUGGCUAGUCUUCUUUCGCAAUAUUAGAUCUAGUGCAGGAUCCAUGGCACUUCCUCCAAAGGUCCCGUGCCUAUGUGACACAGGUGUGUGUGGAUGUGGUGCAUAUUAGGGAAAAAACAUGACUAAAGGUGUGACGAGUAUAUAUAUAUAUAUGUAAUAUUUAAUGAGUUAUGAUUUUACCAA
Molecule: messenger RNA, 3040 nt
Organism: Nymphaea colorata (pocket water lily)
Lineage: Eukaryota; Viridiplantae; Streptophyta; Magnoliopsida; Nymphaeales; Nymphaeaceae
Exons: 14
Coding region: 414-2216 (600 amino acids)
Cellular component (GO): mitochondrion; cytoplasm
Molecular function (GO): ATP binding; ATP hydrolysis activity
Source: RefSeq, a predicted model, not a curated record